AUGUUCGACUACUUUGCGCGCCAGUACCGCUGGUACAAGCUCGAGUUCGGCCUCACCAUGCUCAGUUGGUGGGAGGUGGCCAUCUUCAACUGCUUCCUGCUGCUCGUGACGAGCGUGACCGGCUACUACAUCUACAGCGUCGGCAGCCACAUCGCGGGUUUCCUCCAGAACUAG
Molecule: messenger RNA, 174 nt
Organism: Phytophthora nicotianae INRA-310
Lineage: Eukaryota; Oomycota; Peronosporomycetes; Peronosporales; Peronosporaceae
Exons: 2
Coding region: 1-174 (57 amino acids)
Source: RefSeq, a predicted model, not a curated record